AAACUUUUGAAUUAGAAAAUCUGACCUUUCAGUGCCAUUAAAGGGUCCUUAGUCUAGGGCAGGUUGUUUUAAUCUACCCGAAACUCAGCGCCUUCACCUGUAAAAUGGGGUUUAUGAUACCAUCUGUCACUGAGUUUUUUGUAAGGAGUUGACAUGGUUUAGAUCUCUGUCGAAAUGUGUUCUUUUAAGAAACAUGGGGUAUGUUUCUUCCUGGUGGAAUGUCGUCAAAUCUUGAUGGAUAAAAUAAAGCAGACAUAAUUCAUCACUAGAAAGAUUAAUUAUACGCUGGCAUUUGAAAUGCUUUGUAUUUAGAAUAACAGUAAAAAUGGAAAAAGGGAAAGUAAAUGAUGAUGGAAAACCAGAUACAGAAAAUUCCUUGGACUUUUCUGAACACUUUAACCAACUUGAAUUGUUGGAAACGCAUGGACACCUUAUUCCCACUGGUACCCAAAGUCUCUGGGUAGGGAAUUCUGACGAAGAUGAGGAGCAAGAUGAAAAAACUGAAGAGUGGUAUCAAUUGCAAGAAAAAAAAAUGGAAAAAGAUCCAAGCAAAUUGCUUCUUUGGGCUGCUGAAAGAAAUCGGCUUACUACGGUGCGGAGACUACUUUCUGAAAAGUCCACUCACGUGAACACUAGAGAUGAAGAUGAGUAUACCCCUCUUCAUCGAGCAGCCUACAGUGGACACUUAGAUGUUGUGCGUGAGCUGAUCGCACAAGGGGCAGAUGUCCACGCGGUGACUGUGGAUGGCUGGACACCCCUGCACAGUGCUUGUAAGUGGAAUAAUACCAGAGUAGCUUCUUUCUUACUCCAGCAUGACGCAGAUAUUAACGCCCAAACAAAAGGCCUCUUGACCCCCUUACAUCUUGCUGCCGGGAACAGAGACAGCAAAGAUACCCUAGAACUCCUCCUGAUGAACCGCUACAUCAAACCAGGCCUGAAAAACAACUUGGAAGAGACCGCAUUUGAUAUCGCCCGGAGGACAAGCGUCUAUCACUACCUCUUUGAAAUUGUGGAAGGCUGCACAAAUUCUUCACCUCAAUCAUAACGGUUCUAAUAAUUUUCCAAGUACCAGUGCCUCCUUUGUGUGAGAUAUGAAAUAUCCCCAUGAUACAGAAUUGACAUCAAAAAGUUUCACUGCAGACAUUCAGUGGUACACAUUCGAACACCCUUCCGAGUGAAAAUGCCUACCGUUGAUGUCAAAAUGUGUUUGAAAGUUGUUUGGAUGUAUCUUUACUGAUUUAUGUGGAGUUUGUAAUUUUUAUCAGAAAUAAUUUUAACUUCUACUUAAAAACUUGUAACGGGUUGUACAGAAAACUAAUGAUAUUUUUGGUGCUGA
Messenger RNA from Acinonyx jubatus (cheetah), 1336 nucleotides. It is a transcript of the gene ANKRD49, whose product is annotated as ankyrin repeat domain 49. The transcript has 3 exons. Gene Ontology annotation, molecular function: protein binding. Bases 326 to 1045 code for a protein of 239 amino acids. NCBI's taxonomy places the organism in Eukaryota, Metazoa, Chordata, Mammalia, Carnivora, Felidae. The record is from RefSeq and is a predicted model, not a curated record.